GAAGUUCGAGUUCAUAAUAUGUUAUGUCUAAAAAGAGGUAAAUGUUCGAAACAAGAAAAGUUUGAACAUUGUUUUAUUGAUAUCAUUCAAUCACAUUUUAUCAGACAACUCUGUCGUCAUAGUGAGCUUCUAGUGAACAUUUGAUUAUCAACAUACCGGAGUUCAAAUGUCUGACGACGAAGCUGAAGAAAUCGAAGAGGAGGAGGGAGUGUAUUUAGGAGAAUAUGAAGGAGGGCGAAAUGAGCGUGAUGAACGUCAUGGUUACGGUAAAGCGAUACUUCCGAAUGGAGAUACAUAUGAAGGAAUGUAUGAAAACGGGAAAAGAAAUGGAUCGGGAGUGUAUAGAUUCAAAAAUGGUGCACGUUAUGAUGGGACGUACGAGGAUAACAAAAGACAAGGUCAAGGAACAUUCUAUUACCCCGAUGGUUCGACUUACGAAGGGAACUGGAGCGAAGGCUUGCGAUAUGGCCAAGGGAAGUAUACAUAUAUUAAUGGCGAUACUUAUGAAGGGGAAUGGAGAGAUCAUUUGAGACAUGGCAGAGGUACAUACACAUUCGCCUCAACUAAACUACAAUAUAUUGGAAACUGGAAAGGUGGUAAAAUGGACGGUCAUGGAGAAUUAGUUCAUCCUCAUCACCGAUUUAUUGGGACUUGGAAAGAUGGAAUGGUUAUUGGUAAGGGUAGAUAUAUUUUUCAAAAUUCAAGCUGUCAGCAAAUGGGUGAAUAUUUAACCACAUCAGCACUGAGUGAUGACAAAGUAGAAGAAGAAGAAAGUAAAACGAUCCCUCGAUGGAAGGCAACAAUGAUUGAACCAUUGAGUGAAGAGGCAAAACAUUCCCUAACAAAUCUAAAAGGAACAGCUUCUGAAGGAAAACCAACACAAGAAACAUCUGAAGAGGACAAAGUUAAAGUGAAGCAAAUAGAUGAUGAUGGUGACAACGACAAUCAAACAGAACCCAAUGGUGAUAAUGAUAUCGACCGAUCUGAACAAGGUGAAGUCGAUCAACAAGAUGUGAUUCGAACAGACGAUUCUAAAGAUGAUGAUGAUAUCACUGAAAAUAAAUCAGCUGUGGAAAAUGAAGUACCUAAACCUCAAGGUACGGUAGAAGAAGAACAGGAAGAUGAGGAUGAUGAUGAAGGUGAUGACGACAAUACAGAAGUAUAAUAAGAACUACUGAUGUCUUUCUCUAUGAUAAUAUACAUGAUGAAUGAUUUUGAAUAAAAGGCUUCCAUUAUC
Messenger RNA from Schistosoma curassoni, 1237 nucleotides. The record is from the annotation of a GenBank genome assembly. NCBI's taxonomy places the organism in Eukaryota, Metazoa, Platyhelminthes, Trematoda, Strigeidida, Schistosomatidae.